AAUCGAAUGAAAAGCUCCUCCUGCAAAGCUAUAUUACUACUGCAACAUACAUUUCUGUCUCAUGAUAGUCAUGCUCCUUAUUAGUAACUGAAUAACUUAAUGCUUACUGAGUUCUGCUUCAAUAUGCUCGGAAGGCACGACGGCAAAGGGCUAAUAAGCAACGCUGUUUUGAACGCUUGGUUGAAACAACUCAGUGAUUACUUUAGAGCCCGGUUCACGAUUUGGUGCCGAAUAAAUAUAUUGAUGGAUUUAUAUAGGUGUAUAGAAGGAUGGUUGUCCUUAAGAGUUGAGACCCAUUUCCCCAAUGUGCAAUCCAUAUUCUGCUUUUCCAACAGCCCACUCUAUUGUGUACUGUUUACCCAACAGCUCAACUCUGUAUUUGUGCCGUUUACCCUGCAUAUUUUAUAG
This is a messenger RNA of Lobosporangium transversale, 408 nucleotides long. RefSeq lists its product as hypothetical. Lineage: Eukaryota; Fungi; Mortierellomycota; Mortierellomycetes; Mortierellales; Mortierellaceae. The record is from RefSeq and is a predicted model, not a curated record. Bases 100 to 408 code for a protein of 102 amino acids. The transcript has 2 exons.